Porites evermanni is the source of this 1416-nucleotide messenger RNA. The record is from the annotation of a GenBank genome assembly. NCBI's taxonomy places the organism in Eukaryota, Metazoa, Cnidaria, Anthozoa, Scleractinia, Poritidae.
AUGUGUUAUGGCGACAGCAGUAAGGAUGCUGAAUGUCAAACUGGUGGUGCUAAUGAACUAGGCGAUAGGCACGGGCACGAUGUUGAUGGCAAUGAUGACGCUAACAUAGGCAAUGGUAAUGCUGACCACGAUGAUGAUAAUGAUGAAACCAAUGCUGGUUCUACUGUUGAAAAUGACGAUGACAGUGAUGAAGAUGGUGACAAUGGCUACAGAGGAUGUGUCAACCAUCACCACCCCCACCACCACUGUGCUCGUGACGAACAUAGUGAUGGUGGGGGUGGUGAUGGUAAUAAAGAUAGCAGUGGUGACAGAGCUGAUGUUAAAGACGAUGGUAUCCAUGGAAAGUUUAUCACGGAUAGCAAUUUUGAUAAUGAAGAUAAAAAUGAUGCUGCCGCUGAUGAUUACACUGUGACCAAAUCAAGCUCGUUACCUGUUGACAGCAUUGUACCAGGGAAAAGUAUUAAAGAUAUUAAAUUAGCUACCAAGGAAACAAAUUUUAGCCUACCAGUUAACACUGGCUUAGAUGACCAAGUCAAAUCUCGGACAAUCGUGAUUACAGCGGGGGACAACAAUGGUAACAAAAAGCCGCCGGGGGCUAGAGCGAAAACGUUGCUUACGAGUAAUGAGUACACUGCAAAGGUACUUACGACAAGUUAUCCACCAAGCCUAGGAUCGAAGACUUCGUCACUGAGGUUACCUCGAGUAAAUGGAGCGGAAUUAAAUUACUUUUACAACAGCAGAAUACCAUCCCUAGAUGCGACAGGUAUCAACCAAAAUUUCCUUGCGCGACAUACGACAGAUCCAAGUCUACAACAUGCCUCACAGCCUAGUGAUUAUAAACUAACAAGAGAAUUGACUCCACGUACGGAUUGGCCCGUAUGGAGUCUACCACCUCCUGUAAUGACUGAAACAAAUGAUUUGAGACAUCGAUGGCCUCAGUCAAGUGUACUGCACCCUUCCGUCGUCGGUUAUCAAACUGGGGGACAAAGUAACUGGAACGUCGAGUCAGCUGCAUUAAGGUUACCUAGAGUAAAAUCGCAUACGCCCGUGGUAUGUCCCAAGGCCACUGCAACAGUCAUGGAGUUGCAGCCUAGUGCGAGUGUAACAUCUGGGAGUGUACCUUCAUACAGCUAUCAAUCCAGUGUGUUGCCUGAAAACGGGCAAGAACGUUUCCUGGAGCCUUCCACACCCAGUUCGUUUACAGAAAACCAAGAACAUGUUCAUCCUGUGACUUCAUCUGAAAUAUCUCCUUUAAGGAGAGAGGAUCAGGGAAAUGGUGCUUUAGCAUUAUCACCUGCGUUCCCGGAUGACCCUUCACUUGCUGCACUGGAACGCAAGGUGGCGGAGGCAUGCGCAGUAGUUGAAAGGGUUAUGAAAGAACGCGAAGAAAGAACAAAAGCGCAGCGUGAGGCAGCG